AUGUCAGACACUACAUGGGCACUUGUUGGGGACAAGAGAAAGUGGCGACAGACUCUGCGUGAAGCAGCGGCCUUGCAACGAGCCACACUGCUACAGGCCUUCUUUGUUGCAUGGAAACAACUACGUGAACAUCCAGAUGAUCGAGCCCUUCCUGAACUCAUGGCGCCAUUUAAUGGCCUCCUCAUGGAACAAGAUCGCAUCAUUGCCAAAGCGUUAGCUGAAUUCCGCCUUCUUGGACGGCUUGUCACCAAACAUUCACGACAAGAUGACAUCCGAUUCUUCCAGACGGUUAUGGAGGAGGGUAGCCAUUAUUUGAGUCCACACCAAUCGAGAGACCUUUGGAAGGUCAUCAAGCGGGCUCUGCCGAAGUACCGCCAGCGACGAGUUGCUGUGGAUCCUUUGCGCAUGAUGGCAUUGGAAGAUGAGUGGAACCCUCACUUUGAAGCCCUUGAAGCUGGCUGUAUUGUUGAGACAGAACGACUUCUGGCUGAAGUUGCUUGUCCCCUUCAACAAGUUGAUGAGCAUAAUGCGCCCACAAUUGCAGACCUCCCAACACUUUUUGAGCUGGAGCACACCCUGCGGGCCAACCGUACUGGGCGCGCCACUGGGCAUGACCCAUUGUCAUCUGCCCUCUUUCACAACCAUGCAGCUGCGCUUGCGGAGCAUGCCUUCCCUCUGAUGAUGAAAAUGUGGAUUUGGGGGGAGGAACCUAUCCAAUACAAAGGAGGACCUAUGGCGCUGAUACCCAAGGUCCCUCAACCUGUCGAGGUGAAGCACUAUCGUGGGAUUCUUCUCCUCCCAACGUUAGCGAAGAGCUUCCACGCCUUGCUCAGGAAGAAAGUCAUCCAACUUCUGGAUCAUCGCAGACUGCCGGGACAACUUGGGGGAUUUGCAGGCCAAGAAGUCUUGUUUGGGUCCCAAGUAUUGAGAGUUCUAGGCAGAACGGCACUUGCAAAAGGCCUCAGCAUUGGAGUGCUAUUUGUGGACUUGAGCACAGCAUUUCAUUGUCUGAUAAGGGAAAUGGUUGUGGGCAUUGCUGACCACCACAAGCUCCAGUAUGUCUUCGAUGCAUUGCAAUGGACAGAGGACUCCUCCAGUCGCUUGCGAUUUGGUCAAGCCAUUCCGUGCCUGCUUGAGCAACUUGGAGCACCAGCUUACCUUGUUCGACUUUUGCAAAAUAUUCAUGAUUCAACAUGGACCACCAUCAAUGGCAAAGAGUUCAUCAGAACGCAUCGUGGUACCCGACCGGGUUCCCCAUUGGCAGAUGUGAUCUUCCAUUACAUCAUGUUCGACUUCUCCAUUGCUCUUCGUGACUUUCUGCAAGUGAACGGCUAUGUUGAGAAGUUUGAUCGUCAUCUUUCAAUGGACGUUGACAUGAUUAUUUGGAGCGAUGACCUUGCUGUGCCCAUCAUUGAAGAACAUGCUGCAGAUCUCAUCCCAUCUUUGCUCCAUUUAUUGGAUUUUGUGCGGACGCAGUUUGCUCAAAGAGGUUUCAAGAUCAACCUGAACAAAGGGAAGACAGGCAUUGUAGCGACGUUCUCUGGCAACGGUGCAGCCCCGGCAAGACGCCAAUUCCAGCUUAUCCCACAACCUGGAACUAGCUUUGAGUUCAGUGAUGGCACCGAGCAAUUUGUCCAUAUUACACCUGCUUACAGGCAUUUGGGCACAUUGUACACCUCUGACCAAAACCUGGACACAGAGAUCUCCCACAGGAUCGGCAUUGCCCGCUCUGCCUUUGAACAGCUUCGACGCCGUCUCAUGGCGAACGAGCACCUGCCAUUGAAGAUACGGCUGCAACUCUUUAGUUCAUUGAUUUUGUCCAAGCUGUACUUUGCAGCUGGUUCCUGGCAUACGCCUACGGGUCGCCAACUUGAACGCAUUAGGAAUGCGGUCGGCCGGAUGAUCAAGGCCAUUGUGGGACCAUCCCAGAGAACGAAGUCCAUGGCACGUACCCUGGCACAGAUGGGGAUCCUAGACCCACGCGUGCGCCUUGCGGUUGAGCGCUUAUUGUAUGCCCAGAGGCUUUUUCACCAUGGUCCUGCAUUCCUCCAACUCAUGACACAUGCGGAAGCAGCACAGCACUCCUUCUCUUGGAUGACUGGCUUGCAGCACGACCUCCGAUGGCUCUAUGGUGUUGAAGCGGUUGCUGACCCUGGACUCCUUGCGACAGACCUGACCGAGCUCAUUGAGAUUUGGCAACAAGAUGCUGGCAGAUGGAGAGCGAGAGUGCGAAGAGCGAGCCAACGUCACCUCUUUCAGGACCUCAUGAUCCAUGAGGUGCAGCAGUGGCAUGCUGAUAUUUUUCACUUGCUGCGCCACAAUGCUUUCACGUUUGACCCGGCCCCGGCGCUUUUGCAUCUUCAAGAACGCCUUUACCAAUGUCCUGACUGUGAGAGGAGCUUUACCACACCUCAAGGUGUUCACACGCACCGCCGGAAAAAGCACGGCGUGUUUUGCCAGGAAGACAACUUGCUGGAUUCCGCCACGUGCCCUGCUUGCCUCACUUACAUGUGGAGCACACAAAGACUCCAGCAGCAUCUAUCCUACAUGCCACGCAAUGGGACGCCCAAUCCGUGUUUUGCCUACUUGCAGCAGAUUGGCUACAUGGUCUCCUACUCGGCAGAGCACAUUCCGAAGGUCAUGCAUGGACAAUCGCGUUUGGAUGCUUUGCCGGCAUCUGGACCUUUUGGUUGUGGGCCAACGGCGAGUGAGCGCUACUUGGCAGGGCUGCGAACAGCAAAGCUUCGGCUUGAGGCCGAGAUCCACAACUACGUGCAGCCAGCAGAUUCUGAAGGAGCAGGCGAGCGCUUAGGAGACAUUUUGACCGCUGCUACGUAUCGAUGGUUUGCAGAUUUUCGCCUUGCAAACUUUGAUUUUGCGGCUGUGGAGCGCCCCCAAGACAGAUGGAUUGAUGUGCUUUGUAAACUACCAUCGGACUUUGAAUCCUGGGUUGCACGUGUCUUCAUCUUGUGGGGGAGACAUGUACUCCCAGACAUCAUUGACAGUUUGGUGGAUGGUGAGGCUGAGUUUUACUUGGAUGAGGAGUAUGCGGAGCUUGCAGCUGAGUUUGAUGAAUUUUGGCAUGAAGCACAUUUGAGGCGCAUUGAGCGCCAAAUUGCUGCAGCAGAGCAAGCACAACCAGCUCCGCUACCACACCGUCCUGUACGCCCUCCACAGAAAGAUGGAAAACCGAGGACAAUCCCGCAGCUGGAAGUCCCUCGCCUGUUCACAGAACAGGAAAAAUGGCAGGCUGACCUGAAGCGAGUCCAAUGGCAAGAUAUGCCCCAAGACCCUUUGACGCCCCUAUACAUGUGCAUUGCCGCCUCCCUUGGUAACAUGGAUCAAAGAAGUAGCAGCCAAUUGUGCUGCUAUUAG
Cladocopium goreaui is the source of this 3375-nucleotide messenger RNA. NCBI's taxonomy places the organism in Eukaryota, Dinophyceae, Suessiales, Symbiodiniaceae. The record is from the annotation of a GenBank genome assembly.